Cucurbita pepo subsp. pepo (vegetable marrow) is the source of this 622-nucleotide messenger RNA. Its product is annotated as heavy metal-associated isoprenylated plant protein 22-like. NCBI's taxonomy places the organism in Eukaryota, Viridiplantae, Streptophyta, Magnoliopsida, Cucurbitales, Cucurbitaceae. Gene Ontology annotation, molecular function: metal ion binding. The record is from RefSeq and is a predicted model, not a curated record.
ACAGCUCCCAACUGUUCUUGAGAAAUUUGAAGAACCAAAAUUAAGAAAUGGGUAUUGCUGAUUUUGUUUCAGAUUGGUUAACAGAUAAUCUUGGCUCAAGGAAAAAGAAGAAACGAAAGCCAAACCAGACGGUAGAGAUCAAAGUGAAGAUGGACUGUGAUGGGUGUGAGAGGAGAAUUAAGAAUGCUGUUUCCUCCGUCAAAGGAGUGAAGUCAGUGGAGGUGAACAGAAAGCAAAGCAAAGUAACAGCGGUUGGAUAUGCUGAGCCAAGUAAGGUGUUAAAAAAGGUUCAAAGCACAGGAAAGAAGGCUGAGCUUUGGCCUUAUGUCCCCUACAGUGUGGUUGCUUAUCCUUAUGUUGCUCAGGCGUACGACAAGAAGGCGCCCCCUGGCUACGUCAAGAAGGCGCCCCAAGCCUUCCCCGUCGACGAGGCGCCCGAUCAGAGGUUGACGAUGAUGUUUAGUGAUGAAAAUCCGAAUGCUUGUUCUAUUAUGUAGCAAAAUAAUUAUGUAUGUUUGGAUGAAGAGAAAGGUGGUGAUAGUGAUUAGGUAUGAGUUGGGAUUUAGAUUGUAAUAUAGUCUCUUGAGUAGACGUGUUUUUGUUCAUAUGCUAUUGAUGCUUG